This is a messenger RNA of Schistocerca gregaria, 1434 nucleotides long. Its product is annotated as PE-PGRS family protein PE_PGRS16-like. The transcript has 2 exons. The record is from RefSeq and is a predicted model, not a curated record. Bases 1 to 1434 code for a protein of 477 amino acids. NCBI's taxonomy places the organism in Eukaryota, Metazoa, Arthropoda, Insecta, Orthoptera, Acrididae.
AUGCCCAAGGAAAUUACAGACAGCAUGCAGACUACACUUAAGGAGCAUGCUCCAUCUUAUGCAACAGUGGAAAACUGGGUGUCAGACUUCAAAUGUGGAAGAACGAGUGUGGAAGAAGCGUCAAGGGGCAGAACUGAUGAAACACGGAGGGGUGGCGGCAGCGGAGGGGUUGACGGCAGCGGAGGGGUUGACGGCAGCGGAGGGGUUGACGGCAGCGGAGGGGUUGACGGCAGCGGAGGGGUUGACGGCAGCGGAGGGGUUGACGGCAGCGGAGGGGUUGACGGCAGCGGAGGGGUUGACGGCAGCGGAGGGGUUGACGGCAGCGGAGGGGUUGACGGCAGCGGAGGGGUUGACGGCAGCGGAGGGGUUGACGGCAGCGGAGGGGUUGACGGCAGCGGAGGGGUUGACGGCAGCGGAGGGGUUGACGGCAGCGGAGGGGUUGACGGCAGCGGAGGGGUUGACGGCAGCGGAGGGGUUGACGGCAGCGGAGGGGUUGACGGCAGCGGAGGGGUUGACGGCAGCGGAGGGGUUGACGGCAGCGGAGGGGUUGACGGCAGCGGAGGGGUUGACGGCAGCGGAGGGGUUGACGGCAGCGGAGGGGUUGACGGCAGCGGAGGGGUUGACGGCAGCGGAGGGGUUGACGGCAGCGGAGGGGUUGACGGCAGCGGAGGGGUUGACGGCAGCGGAGGGGUUGACGGCAGCGGAGGGGUUGACGGCAGCGGAGGGGUUGACGGCAGCGGAGGGGUUGACGGCAGCGGAGGGGUUGACGGCAGCGGAGGGGUUGACGGCAGCGGAGGGGUUGACGGCAGCGGAGGGGUUGACGGCAGCGGAGGGGUUGACGGCAGCGGAGGGGUUGACGGCAGCGGAGGGGGUGACGGCAGCGGAGGGGGUGACGGCAGCGGAGGGGGUGACGGCAGCGGAGGGGGUGACGGCAGCGGAGGGGGUGACGGCAGCGGAGGGGGUGACGGCAGCGGAGGGGGUGACGGCAGCGGAGGGGGUGACGGCAGCGGAGGGGGUGACGGCAGCGGAGGGGGUGACGGCAGCGGAGGGGGUGACGGCAGCGGAGGGGGUGACGGCAGCGGAGGGGGUGACGGCAGCGGAGGGGGUGACGGCAGCGGAGGGGGUGACGGCAGCGGAGGGGGUGACGGCAGCGGAGGGGGUGACGGCAGCGGAGGGGGUGACGGCAGCGGAGGGGGUGACGGCAGCGGAGGGGGUGACGGCAGCGGAGGGGGUGACGGCAGCGGAGGGGGUGACGGCAGCGGAGGGGGUGACGGCAGCGGAGGGGGUGACGGCAGCGGAGGGGGUGACGGCAGCGGAGGGGGUGACGGCAGCGGAGGGGGUGACGGCAGCGGAGGGGGUGACGGCAGCGGAGGGGGUGACGGCAGCGGAGGGGGUGACGGCAGCGGAGGGGGUGACGGCAGCGGAGGGGGGUGA